CAUCUGUUUUGACAAGCAGAGAGAAAGAUACAUACACAGAACAUGAGCUUUGUCCCUGCAGAUCAACGCGAACAGCUUCUCAACUUCUGUUGUGCGGUUUGUCAUCGCUGUUUUCUGCCGAACUAGUCGCUCAGAGUUCACGAGACAUUCAGUGUUUUUUGUUAUUCUGCUGGUUUAUGAACGAGUGCUCGAGAAGGGGUUUUAUAGCUAUGAGACACUUCUGUUUGGUCGAAAUCAGACUCCAAACAGCCACGUAACGUUUCUCCUGUCUGGAGAUGAUGUUGGAGUCUGAUCGAGCUGUUUGGGGGGGUUGGUGAUGAUUAUCCAGAGGGGCUUGAUGUGUCUCAAGUGGCAUUACAUUUGAGCUGAUCAGUGGCACUGCUGCAAUGAGGCGACUGGCAUCGGACGUCUGAGAUAUAUAGCUGAGGGUUUGAUUGACUAGACUAGCAUACAGCAGCUUAUUUGAUCUAACCAUCUCAGAUCAGUUAUAUCCGAAUGGCUGUGCGCCAGAUCGAUAGCUAACCAAUGUCUAAGGGACGAGUUUUAAAGUCUCAACCAAGAUCCGAGGACGGAAGACGGAGCGCAGGCGUCCUGGAAGGCAUCGCCGUGUCUGUGAUCAACAUGAAACCCGACAGAGAAGCAGCUGAGGAGUUCUUUGAGUAUGAUGCUGAGGAGUUCCUCAUGUUCCUGACACUCCUGAUCACAGAGGGGCGGACUCCAGAAUGUUCCGUAAAGGGUCGGACCGAAGGGCUUCACUGCCCACCUGCCCAGUCAGCUAUGCCUGUCUUCACCAAACAUGAAUGCAGUGACAAAAUACCACAGUGUCGUCAAGCAAGGAGAACGAGGUCAAAGGUCAUGUUGCUAUGGCGCAAUCACAUCCCCAUCAUGAUUGAGGUGAUGCUGCUUCCUGACUGUUGCUAUAGCGACGAAGGCCCGACCACAGACGGAACGGACUUAAAUGACCCAGCAAUAAAGCAAGAUGCGCUCUUACUGGAGAGAUGGACUUUACAACCAGUGCCCAGACAGAGUGGAGAUCGCUUUAUUGAGGAGAAAACCCUGCUCUUGGCUGUACGUUCCUAUGUGUUUUUCUCACAGCUCAGUGCGUGGCUCAGUGCUUCUCAUGGACUUGUACCCAGAAACAUCCUUUACAGAAUAAGUGCAGCUGAUGAGGAACUGAUAUGGAACUUCUCGCAGACCCCCUAUGAACAUGCCUUCCCUGUCCCAAAUGUAUCGCACAGUGUCGCUCUCAAAGUGCGGGUGCAGUCUUUGCCUCGCCAGCCUAAAUACCCCGUACUCAAAUGUAGCAUCCAUUCAGGUCUAGCUUUCCUGGGUAAAAGAGGCCUGGAGCAUGGUGAGGGGAGCACCCAUGCUGGAGAGAACCACAGUUCCCUCCGUCUGCCAGGGUCUCCACUCUUCUCCAGGCCCCUACAUCCUUCUCCACCUCCUCACAGCCCACGUAAAUGCCCGCCCUGCCCAAAGUCCCCUCUCCCGCCAGGCAAAGCCGUCAAAUGGUUUUACUCUCGGCUGAAUGGAGGUGUGGACAUCCCCCCAACCGAGCCUUAUAGCUUGUGUACUAAUGGUGCAGAGAGACCUAAGACGUCAAGAAUGGAGUCGCCAGUUCGUGCUUUCAAAUCAAUGUCCCUUGCCGACUCUUUAGCAACCCCUAGCCUGAGUCCAAGCUCCAUCUCAGGUGAAACCAACCCCCUCAUUGGCUCCUUGCUCCAGGAGAGGCAGGAAGUCAUUGCUCGCAUUGCUCAACGGCUAAAUUUCUGCGACCCUACAGGUCCUCAUCUCCCUGAUGCCCUCUUCACUUCUCAUGAACCACCAGGACACAAAACACCCUGGAGCUCCUUGCAGGACAAGGAGCGCUUGAAGAAAUCCAAAGAAUCCCUUUUCCCUUUUCCUCAAACUAAUAAUGGAACUGGCCCUGAAAACCCAGAGAGGAGCCGGUCAUCUCUUUUUGACACCCCCUUGAGCCCUAGAAGCAGAAAGCAGCUAGACCAAGUGGACCACGAAGCAAAAACUUCCCCAAAGCUGUCAACCUGUCGGCGUCUUGUACUAAGUGACCAUUCUCCUGAAGGUUCUAUGAUUGCAGACGCAGUUCAGGAUAUCUCAAGAUUGAUUCAGGAGCGACUUCAACAGUCCUACAGUCUUCUGAACGGCACCUAUAAAUUCAAGUCCUAUCAAAAUAAACAAGUAGGCGAAAGCCAUGAUGCCCAUUCAAAUGGCUAUGUAUCUCCACCAAGCCAUGAGAAGUCCUCAAGCAUAACCAAUGGCGAGGCAAGCACAAAGCCUCGCAUUUCUCAAGCAACAAAAUGUUGUCAAUCUCCUGACUCUAAUCAUAGCCAGCAAGACUGUUCUAGUAGACCACUACAUGUGGCCAGCCUAAAACUUGAAGACCUCAGCAUAAAAAAAUCACAGCCUUUAAUGGCAAGUAAUCACAAACAGAACACCAAAAGAGAAUCCUGGACCUCCUUGAAAGACCACACAAGCUCUCCUCAGGAGAAUGGGCUGACACUAAUUGGAUACCUCCAGCCUUCCAAGACACAAGAGUCAAUCCAGGAGAAAGGAGCAGAGAAGCACAUCCAGGAUGGGUCCUCCAGUCUUGAGAAGGAUGAGAACCAGGAGCCCUGGGCAUCUCUUUCUAGAAAACCUGCCAACUUUACUCACUGCACCCCCAGUCCUUCUGUUGGUCCUACUCCAAGCAGUCAUAUGAGACGCCCCCCCUUUCCACUGAAGCCAUGCAGUAACUGGAAACAGAAUCGUCACUCCAUAGAAGGAACAGCAACGAAAGCCUUCCACCCCUGCACUGGCCUGCCUCUCCUAUCUAGCCCAGUUCCUCAAAGAAAAAGCCAGUCAGGAUAUUUUGAUUUAGACACUUCUGUGAUUCAUUGCAAAGGUGUACCAUGGGCUGCCAAUAAGAGGGUUUUGAAAAGAUUACAAGACUGUGAUGAGCAGCAGAUCCUCAGUGCCAGCGCCCCACCUGCCAGCCUUAGCCUUUUGGGAAACUUUGAGGAGUGUGUUCUGAACUAUCGUUUGGAGCCGUUGGGUACCAUCGAGGGCUUCACGGCUGAGGUGGGUGCCAGCGGAACGUUCUGCCCCAGUCACAUGACAUUACCUGUGGACGUGUCUUUCUACAGCGUCUCUGACGAUAAUGCACCUUCCCCCUACAUGGGUGUCAUAAAUUUAGAGUCUCUCGGUAAGAGGGGAUAUCGAGUACCUCAUUCAGGAACCAUUCAAGUGACCUUAUUUAACCCCAAUAAGACAGUGGUGAAGAUGUUUGUGGUGAUGUACGAUCUGAGAGAAAUGCCCGCCAGCCAACAGACAUUCCUGCGGCAGAGAACCUUCUCAGUCCCCGUCAAACGCGAGUUCAGCGGACAGAACAACAAAAAGAUGCACGUGCUGGGGCAGGGACGAACCCUCCGCUACCUCGUCCACCUGAGGUUCCAGAGCUCCAAAUCUGGAAAGAUAUACCUCCAUCGGGACAUCCGGCUUCUUUUCUCCCGUAAAUCCAUGGAAGUGGACAGUGGUGCUGCCUAUGAGCUCAAGUCUUUCACAGAGUCGCCUGCCGACCCCCCUUUCUCUCCCAGAUGCUAAUCAAAUCUAAACUAGUCCGUUCAUAAUGCAGCACAGGGGCCUUACUUAAUCAAAAUCUUUUAUUUGCCUGUACGUGAAUUAAAAAUAGAGAAACCCACUCACUUGCACACACAUUCACGGAAGGACUAUUAACAUAAUGCCCCUUUCCUAAAAGAAAAUGUCACCAUUGAAUCAUCUGUGCAAAUGAUAUUAGGUUUAAAACAACAGAUGGUUGAGAGCUUUGAUUUAGUUACAAGUUCAAAGCUUAUUCCCAGAUGUUCGGCGUGGUUCGAGAACUUGAUGCAGAAAAACUAAAUCCACGGACCAUUUUGUAACAGAAGACUAAUAACCGAAUAACUGCAGAGGAUGUUUGAAGAGCACUGUGUUUUUCCAUAACUGGAAUGAAAAUGAGUUUUGUUCAAGGAUUUCAUUCUUUAUACUGUUACCAAACCACUUUAAUCGGAAGUGUUGCAAUAGAAAAAAAUAUUUUACUAGCUUAGUGUUUACAUAUUUACUUUUUUGUCAUCAGUUAUUUAAUAUUUAAAUUGAACUUUCAUUUACUGCACAUGUGAUGCCUGUUGUGCAAAACAUUAUGAUGUAGUGCAAAAUAUGUUUCAAUCAUGCCAUGUAUUUUUGUCUUUCAAAUUCAGAUCUUAAAUAAAAGAAAUAUAUAUUAUAUCUAUAAAAUUAUCUGUAAACAUGCACGUCUUUGGGUUCCAUUUUCAACAACCUACAAAAUGGGAAAAAACAUUCACAGGGUUCCUGGUAGGGGUGUGCAGUGAAGCCGUUAUCUGUAUUUGUAUCUGUAUCUAUUCAUAUGACAAAAUGAUCUGUAUCUGUCUCUGUAUUCAGAUAGAAACCGGGUGUGGGCGGGGCUUAAACCUGAAGUGCGUCAAAAAUAAAUGAAAUGCCCAUUUUUAAAUGUUACUCUUACAUUUAUAGUUUCUAUUAAUAAAAUAUGCCUUGUAUAUGCCUUUUCAUAAUAAUAGCUUGAUAUUUUUAUUAUUAUUAUUAUUAUUAUUAUUACUUUACAACUAUUAUUUAAAAAAAAUAUAAUUUUAUUCUUUUAUUUUUCUUACCAGAUGAAGCUGAAUUUGUAGGCUACAUUAACUGUGGAAUAUGUUGUGGUUUCUCCUGGUAUUUCUGAUAUUAAUAUCUGCAUGAAACAGAGUUUUCAUUUGUCUGUUCAUGUAUAACAACAAUAUUCUGGAGGCAGGAGGUGUCAAGCAAAAUGUGAAAUGUCAAGCACACAUUUUGCAGUGUAUAAUAAAUACAAAUUCACACAUUAAAAGAAAUGAAAAUAAAAUAUAGCAUACAAACAGGUGAAAGUCCCGUAAAUCUAUAAGGAAUUUUUACGAUAAGUCACCAUUAUUUAGUUAAAUAAUAAUAAUAAUAAUAAUAAUGUAAAAUGUAUAUAGCACCUUAACAGAGGUAGCACAGUUUAAAGAAGAAGAAGAAAAAAAGACGGUGAAAGUUUCAGUUUCUUUGCUUUACAUAAGGAGGAAUAUUCCUAAUAGAUGAAUACUCUAUGGAGCAUUUCAACUUUUAUUUUUAUUUUUUUCAGAAUAAAGUCUUAACCAGAUAAUUUCCUUAAUCGCUGAAGUGAAUAUAAAUGUGGUCAACUUUAAGAGAUGGAUGGACGGGCUCCGACGUGAAAUCAUCACUUCAUGUCAGGAGUUUAACAUCACGCUCAGGUUUAGGCUAUAAAUAAACACGAGAAUCACGUGUGAAUCGUGUGAUACAUUAACAGACAUUUCAAGAAGUAGAAAGUGUAUAUGAUGUCGUAUGUUAAUGUUACAAUUUAUAAGCUCCAGACACGCACAAUUAACAGAGACCGCAAACGGAGUUGAGACCGUGGCUAUCCGAUCUGA
Messenger RNA from Myxocyprinus asiaticus (Chinese sucker), 5447 nucleotides. Its product is annotated as protein FAM214A-like. Bases 526 to 3597 code for a protein of 1023 amino acids. NCBI's taxonomy places the organism in Eukaryota, Metazoa, Chordata, Actinopteri, Cypriniformes, Catostomidae. The transcript is spliced from 12 exons. The record is from RefSeq and is a predicted model, not a curated record.